AGUGAAAUGUAUUUCUGAGUUAGGUUGGCUUGUUUUCAGAAUUCACAACAAAAUGCCUCCAGCUGUCCAUCACCACUGUAAAUAUAAAAGUGGUUAUAGAGGAAAAAACGUCAGAAAGCAAAUUCAGUUGAUGUGGAGCAGAAGACAAGAAAGAAGAAGGAGAGGGGCACUUCAUCCCCCUCUCCAAUUCCAUCUGACUGUUCUGAACGGAAUGGCUCCGCUACCUCUGACCCCUCACCCUCUGACCAACUCUCCUCCCUCCAUCCACCUCCCUCUCCUGUUAAAUGUUCCUCUCAGCCUUGCUCUCCUGCUAAACAACCCUCUGUACCCCGGUCACCUGCCAAAAACCCUUCCCCAGUGAAAUCCUCUCCAGUGGUGUCCCACCCUAGUUCUCCCUCUCCUACCAACCCUCUGGACCGUCAUGGAGACACCAGUCAGGAGGGCACAACAGUCAGACCUCUGUCUCUUCAGGAACACUCUAGUCCAAUGCCCCAGAGACCAGUCUCAGCCACCAGAAGCAUGACUCUUCCCAGGGCCAGCUCAGCCACCAGAAGCAUGACUCUUCCCAGGGCCAGCUCAGCCACCAGAGGGUCAGAAGAGACCCAGGGGGCCAGAGGAGAACGGGGGGAACUGGUCAACAUGGAACUUCUUGGGUUGCCUAACAUUGGCAACACUUGCUUCCUUAACGCCACCCUGCAGUGCCUCCUGGUCCUGCCUUCCUUCUCAAAGGAAAUCCUGCACCAGGAACAACUCUGGAGCUCCUCCCCCUUCUCCAACCUGCUCAGGUGUCUGUCUGAUGUGCACCGUUCGGGUUUACCUGACAGUGUGGCAAACCAGGCCUCAAAAGCCGAUCUCAUGUGGAAGGUCAAGUACUCCUUGUCGGGAUACGAUUUGAAGUAUCUGGGGGACACGCAACAGGACGCACAUGAGUUACUUGUCAAUAUGCUGUGCCAGCUGAAGGAGGAGGGCAUGAUUCUGAAGACACUCGGGAUGAACUAUACCUGCCCUGUUUCCCAGCUGGAGUUCCAGCUUGUGUCGGUGCGCACAUGUACCAGCUGUGGGCGCGAGUCGUCUACCAGAGAGGACUACAACCACCUCUCAUUGGACUUCAGCCCUGAGCGCACCUUGCUGAGCAGCCUAGCACUCACUUUCAAAAGUGAACAGGUUGAAUUCACUUGUGAGGGCUGUAAAGGCCUCCACGCCUCAAAGGUGGAGCAGUUCCACUCACUGCCUCUUGUGCUGGUUCUGCAUCUGAAGAGGUUUGGAGGACCUGGGGGGUUGGAGAAGCUGGAGGCUCCUCUUUUGUUUCCUUCGGAGCUGAGGCUCUCCACCCUCUGUGGGGACAUGGUGCCACACCUGCACAGUGCCAGCCCACAGGCCCUCACCAACCAGGCCCCCAGCAUCCAGGGGUCCAUCCCCCAGACCCUCGCCAGCCAAGUCUCCAGCCCACCUGGAGAGGCCAAAGACAGUGCCCUCUGCUGUUCAGAAGCAGAAGCCAGUACAGUCAGUGAAUGGUUAUUACCAGCUGACUGGCGUAGUCUCUCAUUUGGGAGGCUCCGCAAACUCCGGGCACUACAUUAGUGACAUAUUGCAUGCCAGUGGGAACUGGUUCUGCUGUAACGACAGCCAGGUGUCAAUGUCCAAUGAAGCCACUGUGCUGAGGACCAGAGCCCGGAGUGCCUACAUGCUCUUCUAUAUGUUCAGGGCAAUAGAGCGGGAGGCCCCAGCACACAGGGUCUAACAGGGCCACCAGCAUCAGCCCCAGCCUAAACAGGGGCAGCACCUGGACCAGCCUCCAAACACUCAGACCUGUCUCAACAGGGGUAAUACCAGGCCCAGCCUCAAAACCCACAGCCCAGCCUCAACACUCACACACCUGCUUCGAAAGGGGUAGCAUUUGGCCCAACAUCAACAACCCCGAGCCCAGCCACAACAGGGGCAGCACUGGGCCCAACAUCAACACACCCAGCCCAGCCUCAACAUGGGAAGAACCAGGCCCAGCCUCAACAUGGGCAGAACAAGACCCAGCCCCAACAACCUCAGACCUGCCUCAACAGGAAGAUUUAUCGUCUGGGAUUCAGGCCGGUCCUAACAGGAAACGUGACAAAGGGAAGCAGCUGUAAUGGAGCCUUCUAACACCCAAUCAGGUCUGGAGGAGGAAUGUCACAUAAAGAUUCAGAGAUGCUAUGAGUAUCUUUUGAAGUUACUCUCCAGUUGUAUCCAUUUGAAUAAAUACAGACAUGAAAAUGCUGGGCUACGGAUGUGACCUUGGUUCUGUGAGUAGAGUAACGGGUCACCAAACAAGCUAUGGGAACUCCUUCCCUUUAUCGUGAUGUGAUUGAGAUGCUUAAUAUCAACGAUGUUUACAAUGACGCCACACCCUUACUGUACCAUUGUGACCUGUCACUAUUAAAGGCUGUGUGACGUGA
This is a messenger RNA of Oncorhynchus kisutch (coho salmon), 2429 nucleotides long. RefSeq names its product ubiquitin carboxyl-terminal hydrolase 37. Gene Ontology annotation, cellular component: cytosol; nucleus. NCBI's taxonomy places the organism in Eukaryota, Metazoa, Chordata, Actinopteri, Salmoniformes, Salmonidae. Bases 487 to 1581 code for a protein of 364 amino acids. Gene Ontology annotation, molecular function: cysteine-type deubiquitinase activity. The transcript is spliced from 13 exons. The record is from RefSeq and is a predicted model, not a curated record. Gene Ontology annotation, biological process: protein deubiquitination; G1/S transition of mitotic cell cycle.